UCAUAAAGUUCUGUAAGAUUUUCUGCUCGUAGUAGCGAUGGGUUCAUCUAAAAAGCACAAGAAAGAAUCCAAAAAACGUAAAAAGCGUUCCCGCAGUCGUUCACCGCAAGAAAAACGGAGUCGUUCCUAUUCAGUGGAAGAAGAUGACCUAGUAAUCGAAUACGAACAACAUCGCCAUCGGAAGGAACCAUCUACAUCCAGCAGCAGUCGGUAUGAAUCAUUGGAGAAGGCGCAUCGACACAAGAAGCACCGGAAGGAGAAAGCGUCCGAAGAUCGCGGUGAGCUCAGGUAUCAUCAUCAUCACCAUCACCACCGGAGGAAGCAACGCCAAGAGCAGGAAGAGGAACUCGACGAGGACGUUGAUCUUGUGGCGAAAAGUAGCGCACGAUAUCGCUAUGAAGAGGACGCCAGAAGAGACCGCAAACGUCAGAAAACGGCAAUCGUGGAAGUCGAUGAGGACAGCGACAGUUCUGAUUGUGUAGAGGUACCGGUGGAUAGUGAAAUUCCGCCUCCACCACCUCCAAUCAGUAGACGCGCUCUAUCACCGGAACCUAUACAGCAUGAAAGCAGAUCAUCUCGCAGUCGACGUACGCCGUCACCACCGGUGUUGCACGUUAGCCGCAGCAAAAUUACUCCGUCGCCCCCGCGGAUGCCUGCUUCAAGAAGACGUUCUAUUUCUCCUCCGCCACCUCCUCCUCCCAUAAGCAAUGUUGCAUCCCGCAGAAAGUCACCAUCGCCGCCCGUUGUCAGGGUUCCACGUCGAAGAUCACCUUCUCCCCCGGUAGUGAGGAUUCCACGGCACAAAUCACCAUCCCCUGCGCCUGUGAGAAAUUCAACUCGACAACGGUCGAUGUCACCGAUUCCUGAAAACGGUGCUGGGGAUGUGCUAUCAAUUGAGGAAACUAAUAAGCUUCGAGCAAAACUCGGUUUAAAACCAUUGGAAGUUGGCCCUUCUUCUGAGAGUUCCUCAGCUGCUGCAACGGCGGAAAAGCGGGAUGAAAACGCCCCGCGAAACGAAAAAACUGGGCAAAGCUACGAGAAAAUAAAGGACGAUUGGGGUGAGUUUUAUCACAAGCCGGCUGCCAAUCUGGCAGAGAAAACGAAGGAAGAUAAGAUUCGAGAAAAGCUAAAAGAACGAAAAGACAAACGAGCGGUUGAGGAUAAGCUGAAGGAACUGAAAACAUUAGGAGAAGAUGAGGAAAUGGAUGAUGUACGAAACUGGGUGGUAAAGAGUCGCGAUAAAGAACGGUUAAAGAAGGAAGCGGAACAGAGGGCUAAGCUGCUAGACCAGCUGGACGAGGAGUUUGGCGUAGGGGAAUUGGUUGAGCAGGAAGUACGUCAAAGCAGAAAAGAUUCGUACAAGGAUAGAGAUUUACGAGGGCUACGGGUGGAGCAUGAUGUGGAAGCUUUCAAGGAAGGUCGGCAGGUUAUUCUGACCCUCAAAGAUGCUGAUAUCUUAGAUGAAGAGGCCGGUGACACAUUGGUUAACGUGAAUAUGGUUGAUGAUGAGCGUUACAAAAAGAAUUUUGAGAAUAAAAAGGCCAAUCCGAACCACUACGGAUAUGAUGUGUACAGCCAGGAUGACGUAGAUGAAUUUGGAUUCCCAAAACAGCGUGAUGUUCUAGGAAAAUACAACGAAGAGGUUGGUGCUACUAAAAAGGCUAGUUUUACGAUUGGUUCCAAUGCGGAGCACGAAGCCAACGAAAAGAGGCGUCAGUUGGAAAUUAGAGCCAAACUUCAAAACAAGAAACUAGACUCGUUGGACACGGUCCCAUUGGCUCUGGCUUCGGAAUACUUUAACGAAUCCGAGCUAGCAUCGUUCAAGAAGCCAAAGAAAAAGGUCAGAAAAAUCAGACAAAAAUUGCGAGCGGAUGAUUUGCUCCCGAUGGCCGCUGAACCGGGUCAUGAUUUGGGAUCACGAUCGAAUCGUCGUGCUGGUUAUGAAGCUGCGAUGGUGGAACCUGUCGCUAAAGGUCGCAGCAGAGAUAUUCUUCUAACGGAUGACACGCCGCUCAUUGACGAGGAUCUAUCCAACGUACGCGUGGAGGAAGACGACGAAGAUCUGCAGGCUGUUCUGUCGAAGGCUCGUCGCCUCAAGCAGAAGGAAGCAAUAAUUUCGAAAACUCUCAGCAUAGAUCCCGAGCAGGUUAAGAAGGAAAUCAAAGCUGAAUUGUCGUCGGAGGAAGACGAGGAAAAUAACUACGACACAAGAACGCGUGACGGAGCCAUACUGCUGAAUGCAACGGCCGAGUUUUGCCGCACGUUGGGCGAUAUUCCGACGUACGGUUUGGCUGGCAAUCGCGACGAGGACGUCAAUGAUAUGAUGGACUUCGAGCAGGAUAGCGACAAAGAAGAGGCAGAAACCGAUGACCGUUACGGAGCUUGGAACUCGGUUAAUACCGAGCGCGAACAGGAAGAGCAUCUUAAUACCGGCCUUGAGGUAGAUGAUGUAGCUAUUCUGGAUGAAGAGCCGGAUGUGGCUUCUAGCGUGGCAGGGGCACUGAAACUGGCUAACUCGAAGGGCUAUCUGGAGAAGGAGGAAUCCAAUCGACCGAGUAACGCACGUUUUGCGCAUCUACAGGCACAGAACUAUUCGAUUGAAGAUAAGAACUACGGUGACGAUGAUAAGUAUGCACGGCGGGAUCGUUUCUGUGGUCCGAUUAUGGACUUUAAAGAGAAGGAAACGUUUAAACCAAAUGUUAAGUUGGAAUACAUUGAUGACGGCGGACAUUUGCUUACACCGAAGGAAGCAUUCCGAUAUCUGUCGCACAAGUUUCACGGUAAAGGUCCCGGCAAGAAUAAGGUUGAGAAGCGUUUGAAGAAAAGCGAACAAGAGGGGUUGAUGAAGAAGAUGAGCUCCACUGAUACUCCACUCGGUACGCUUAAUAUGCUGCAGCAGAAACAGAAAGAAACACAAUCGCCAUUCGUUGUACUCAGCGGAAGCAAGCAAAACACCAGCAUUGUCAAACAUAAGCGCUAGGAACGUGGAGACCAUAGUUUUAACAGAUCAAUUGGAAGUGCAGUGAAGUGAUCUACUGAUAGUGUGAAUUAAUCUGAAAAUAAAUAACA
This is a messenger RNA of Sabethes cyaneus, 3069 nucleotides long. RefSeq names its product U4/U6.U5 tri-snRNP-associated protein 1. The transcript is spliced from 4 exons. Gene Ontology annotation, cellular component: U4/U6 x U5 tri-snRNP complex. Bases 38 to 2980 code for a protein of 980 amino acids. Lineage: Eukaryota; Metazoa; Arthropoda; Insecta; Diptera; Culicidae. The record is from RefSeq and is a predicted model, not a curated record. Gene Ontology annotation, biological process: mRNA cis splicing, via spliceosome; maturation of 5S rRNA.